Messenger RNA from Cordyceps militaris CM01, 2424 nucleotides. Its product is annotated as C6 transcription factor, putative. The record is from RefSeq and is a predicted model, not a curated record. The transcript has 4 exons. NCBI's taxonomy places the organism in Eukaryota, Fungi, Ascomycota, Sordariomycetes, Hypocreales, Cordycipitaceae. Gene Ontology annotation, molecular function: DNA-binding transcription factor activity, RNA polymerase II-specific; zinc ion binding; DNA binding. The coding region runs from base 1 to 2424 and encodes 807 amino acids. Gene Ontology annotation, biological process: DNA-templated transcription; regulation of DNA-templated transcription.
AUGGAACCAAUGGCCGACGUGGAGGCACCGCCUCGGAGCUAUGCCCGCAAACCGCUCAGCUGCUCGACGUGUCGCAUCAAGAAAAUCCGCUGCGACAAGCGCAUGCCGUGCUGCCACUGCGUCAAGGCCAAUCUUCACUGCACGUUUCCGGCGCAGAGAAAGCCGCGGGAGCGCAAGCCGCAUCUAAGAAACAGGCAACCAGAGGAGCAGGACGAGGCCGAGGCCCAUGGGGACGCGUUGGCUCGCAGGCUGAGAAGUCUGGAGGCGCAGGUGUCGACGCUGCAAACGCAGUUGGUGGAGGCCAAUAAGGACAGCUCGCCGCCUCCACGAUACGAGCUGGUCAAGCGAACGGCAGCCGUGCACUCGGCAGGCGCUGUUUCACAUAUCAAAUCGUCAUUCUGGGCGAGCAUCAAUUUUGAGGUUGGUCUUCUGCCGCUACUCUUGUCUACAGGCCACUCAUAUUAUAGUACGCUGGCAGGGCCUAGUUUCCCGCUGCAGAAUCAGCCAGAUGUCUCCAUGCUGCUGUUCAAGUCCUUUCAAGGGCUGCGCCAUCCGCUCCACCAUCCACCAGAAACGCAUAUUAUCCUGCUCUGGCAUGUAUUCGAGGAGAAUGUCGAACCCAUGGUUGGACUGCUACACUGCCCGACAAUGGCCAACCUAGUAGAGAGGGCGCUCUGGUCCCGGCAUACGCUCUCCAUUGCCGAGCACGCCCUUCUCUUUUCCAUGUACUAUGUCGCAACGGCGUCCAUGGGCGAGGAAACCAUCAUUCGAGAAUUUUCCGUCUCCAAACCCGCCCUGCUCAGUCGUAUGCGAGUCCUUGUCGAGCAAGCGCUCGUCGCCGCCAAGUUUGCCAGCACAGUCGACGUCACCGCCCUGCAAGCCGUCUUGCUCUUUGUGCUGGUGCUGCGCAAGACGGGCGAGGCACGCAGCGCCGGGAGCCUAGUCGGCGUUAUUGCGCACCUGGCGCAGUGCCUGCGCCUGCACAAGGACGGCGCGGGCAUGUACGACCUCACGCCGUUCCAGCAAGAGAUGCGCCGCCGCGUAUUCUGGUGCGUCGUGGUGCUGGACCACCGCUCCGCCGAGGAUCUCGGCACCGAUCCCCUAUUCCCCGAGCACAUGUGGAACACGCCGCUCCCGCUCAACAUCAACGACGUGGACCUGACCGAGAGCGCGCCUGUGCUGCCGACGGAGCGCACCGGCAUGACGGACAUGACGUUUUUCUUGAUCCGCGUGCACACGCUGCAAACGUCGGUGCGGAUCCGCCGUCUGGCGUCCGAAGAGCCCGGCCAGACCCUCGAGAGUCUGGAUCAGCGCUGCGAGGACAUGUGGCAGGAGACGCACAACAUGCUCGAACAGAAAUUCGUAGACCCGAAUCCCAGCCAUGAACUGGCGUGGGCGGCCAAGAAGAUGGCGUCGUGCAUCAUCUCCAAGAUGAAGCUGACGGACCAGUGCUCCUUCUACGCUCCUCAAGACGCGCACAUCAUGACAGCGUCGAUGAAGGCGCGCUCCACCGCGCACCGCGCCUCGGCCAUUCGCGUCAUGGAGCAGAACCACUCGGCCAACCUCGACCAUCGCUGGGCCAAGUGGAAGUGGAUCUUUGUCGCCUACUCGCGCUGGCACGGAUCAGCGAUCCUGUUCAAAGAAAUGCUGCGUCGGCCGUGGACGCCCGUUAGCGAGCAGGGCUGGGUCACGCUCCACAAGAUCAUGGGCGACUCCAAACUCGGAGAGCUCGAGUGCCGUCGAGACCAGCCGGUCAUGCCGCUGCCUUUUGGCUUCAUCUACGAGCUGACACGCCACUACCGAGAGUCGGAAUAUGCGAGAUUGUGCAGUCAGCCGGACGAGGCGCGGCGGCUGUGCGACGAGGAGGCCGUGCGGGACCCUAGUGGGGCUGGCGCCGAUCGGUCCGGCGUUUCGGCCUCAUCUCUGCAGCGCUGGCAGCGGGCCGCGGGACUACUCGGGGAUAGCUCUGCGCAAGGGCCGCGGGAGGAGCUCAUCGCGUGCUUGCCAGGGGAGGGGCAGAUGGCAGGGCUUGCGGACGGGUUGGCGAUGCCCGAGAUGAGCAGCCACACUUUGUUUUCAACCGCCGCGCCGGGCUAUGAUGCCGGAAUCGACCCGUGGCCGUUGAACUUGCAGUCUGUUUCUUGCCAGCUAUUGAUGAUCCAGUAUUUGCGGCACUUUGGCGUACCAUGUUAUCAGCGACUCCGAGACAGCUUGACCGAUGGGCGUGCCGCCACUUCCGAUCCAACCGCGGCUCUCGCAGUCAAAGAUCUGGCCCCAUCACGGGCUUUCGCCGUUUCGGCACCUCCUGCUCGCCACGCACUAGCAAUCUUAGUUCCCAGCGGCGUCAUCGGCCUCGUCUCGAUACGGUCCUAUGGCUUCCUUUUGUCUCUGGGCCAGCGUAUCAACCAUGGGCUGCCGACGUAG